Molecule: messenger RNA, 1397 nt
Organism: Trichoderma atroviride IMI 206040
Lineage: Eukaryota; Fungi; Ascomycota; Sordariomycetes; Hypocreales; Hypocreaceae
Molecular function (GO): protein binding
Source: RefSeq, a predicted model, not a curated record
CUGCGUGAUCUUUUAUAUUUAAACAUUAGAUCUGGAUCGAAAUUUAGUGUAACGCACCAACUGAUCUUGUCGCUUUAUUGGAUAUACUUUUGAGAUUCUUUCAUUCAAACAGCCGCACUUGGGCCACACAGAAGCGAUAACCUCCAAGAGGUCUUCUUGCCUACUUCUCGUCUUAUACCACCAUCCGAACAUCACCGCAUUAUAUCACGACUCAAAAAAUGUAUACCCUCACCAACAUCGACCAGCACCACUUCUCCGGCCCAGAAGACGUCUACGUGCUCGAGGCGCACCGCACAGCAGCCGGCCUCGCCACCGUCGCCUCGGACCAGACGCUCUCGCUGUUCAACCCAGCCCGCCUUGGAGCCGGGCCUGUUUCGAGCCUCAAGACGAGCCAUGGCAACGUGGCGGCGCUGCGGGUGUUUGAUGCGGGGAGUUCGUUGGUCUGUACGGCUGGUGAGAAUGGGUCUGUUGGGGUUUGGGAUUUGAGGCAGGGGGCGAGGGUUGCGCAGUUUCAGGCGGCCGAGGCAUCCAUCUUGUCAAUGGCAUGCAGCGCAAACACUCAAACAAUCGCCGUCGGCACAGAGCUGGAGAACCACGUCGCCUCAAUACACCUCUGGGACGUCCGCUCCACCCCCACGCCCAAAGCAACCUACUCCGAAGUCCACAGCGACGACGUGACCUCUCUCGGCUUCCACCCGUCCUCGCCCACGCUGCUCAUCUCCGGCUCGACCGACGGCCUCGUCAGCGUCCACGACACGACCAUUGCCGACGAGGACGAGCUGACGGUGCAGACGUUGAACCACAACGCCUCGAUCCACGACGCCGCGUUCCUGACGCCCACCGAGGUCUUUGCGCUGUCGCACGACGAGACGUUUGCGCUGUAUGACGUUUCCGAGGAACGCACGGAUGGGAGUGCGACGCGCCAUUUCGGGGACUUGAGGAAGGUGCUUGGGUGUCAGUAUGUGGCGAAUGUGACGACAAAGUUGGAUGGGAGCGGUGCCAUUCUGGGCGCGGGAGCGCAAGAUAAACAAAACUUUGAGCUCGUCUUCCUAGCCAAGACGCCGGAUAGCGCUUGGGCACUCGAUCACGAUAAUAGAGUUGUCCUACCUGGCGCACACGGCAGCGAGAUUGUGCGCUCGUUUUGCUUCUUUGACGAUGAGCAGGUUGUCUUUACGACGGGAGAGGACGGAAAUGUGAAGGCGUGGAGGGCAGGUUAACUCGCAAUACACGAAUGCUGAAUAGAUAUCAAAUGGCACAGAAGAGUUAAGCUUUCGUUUUUUUGGCACUUGUAAGAGGACUUUGGCAUUUUCUUCUAUCUUAAUAUGUAUAUAUAUAUAUACAAGCAGUGCUUUGUCUCAAUGGAGAACUUCGUUUUGUCCAAGAUUCAGGACACGCUG